This is a messenger RNA of Liolophura sinensis, 819 nucleotides long. RefSeq lists its product as uncharacterized. The record is from RefSeq and is a predicted model, not a curated record. The coding region runs from base 93 to 719 and encodes 208 amino acids. The transcript has 5 exons. Lineage: Eukaryota; Metazoa; Mollusca; Polyplacophora; Chitonida; Chitonidae.
GCAUGUCUGGUACAAACUGUAUAUAAGUACAGUCAGAAGGUCCUCAGCACUCAGUCGGUUUUUCGAUGUUCAGAUACAACAACUAGGAGGCUAUGAAGUUUCCGCAGUUCGUUGCUAUCGGCUUGAUUCUUGUCAGUUACAGUGGAGGCGAUGGUUGCGCCAUCAGGCUGUACCGUGAGUUAAGACGAUGUGACGCUCUGUGGGGUCAUGACGCUGAAGUUGCUGUCGGUCCUCAGGGUGGUAAUGCCUAUAACAUCUCACAGCUCAUCAGAUACUGUCGAAACCCAUCUGGAGAACGCGUGGGUGACUGCAUGACAGACGCGUACGCUCAAUGUGACCCUGGAUGGGGGGAGGAAGAAAGACCAGUGUUUCAGUCUCAAGCCUACUUCCUGGCCCGUGGGAUUGAGUAUCUGUGUUCUGAAGUUGACGUGAUAGAAAGGGAUCGGUCCUGUAUCAAUGGCGUAGCGACGGAGUUGACCGAGUGCGAACGAGCGUCAGUUCGUGAGUUCGACGAGUCUUUCCAAGAGCUACAGCAGCAUGACCCUGUGCCAUGGAGCGAGAAUAGACGCCUACUGGAAAGAAUGGGUCGAUACAGAGAACAAUGUGUUAAGGAUCUGUUUUCGGAGCAGUGUAACCUUCAUCUGGGCCAAGUUUUCGGGAACUUCUUAUAUGGUGUCGGAGUGCACGCUUUCGACAACAGAAAUCGCAAUCUCCGCUAAGGUUUCAUUCUACACAAACUCACGAAAUAGCGUCUGUGGCAUUUUUUUUGUUGUGCAUUUUCUACAAUGUUUCUUCAACAAAUAAAGUUGCCAUACAGAC